Molecule: messenger RNA, 3816 nt
Organism: Oryzias latipes (Japanese medaka)
Lineage: Eukaryota; Metazoa; Chordata; Actinopteri; Beloniformes; Adrianichthyidae
Gene: uhrf1
Product: ubiquitin-like with PHD and ring finger domains 1
Biological process (GO): protein ubiquitination; negative regulation of gene expression via chromosomal CpG island methylation
Molecular function (GO): ubiquitin protein ligase activity; protein binding
Source: RefSeq, a predicted model, not a curated record
UACGAGAAUGUAGUUUCGCGCGCUGCUUCUAAGCUCCAGCCACUAACUUGAUUGACAGCUCUAUUACCCAAUUAAACUAGAGCAGUAGGAGGAAACCAACCAAUAGAUACGACGAUCUUUUUUUUAGCGGGCGGGAUAUCAAAGUCUUGAAGAAUAAGUCAUUGAUCAGUUUCCAACAAGGCAUAGAGUUGGUCGUACCAACCUGUCUUUGAUUUGAUUAAGGACAAACUUGCACGUUCGUCCUCAAGAUUCAGUUUAUUUUUUCUUUGAAGGUCAAAACAGAGGGCAGCUGCAAUGUGGAUUCAAGUGCGCACAAUGGAUGGGAAGGAAACCCACCGGGUGGACUCCUUGUCUAAACUCACCAAAGUGGAUGAACUGCGUCUGAAGAUCAUGGAGCUCUUCAAUGUGGAGCCAGAGAGACAGAGGCUUUUCUAUCGUGGAAAGCAGAUGGAAGACGGUCACACCAUAUUUGACUACAACGUGGGCUUAAAUGACAUAGUGCAGCUGCUGGUUAGACAGAAGAUGCCGUCUGCAGAGGGUGUAAAAACUAAGGACAAGGAAGCUGAGCUGUCAGACUCCGAUUCUGGCUGUGGCUCAACCCAGAGCGAGUCUGACAAGAACUCCACCCAUGGCGAAGUGGAAGCACAACCUGCUGGAACGUCGGCUCAGACCAGCAGCCCCGAGCUCAUCGAUCCAGGAUUUGGCUUUUACAAAAUUAACGAACUAGUGGAUGCAAAAGACCUGAACAUGGGCGCGUGGUUUGAGGCCCAGAUCGUAAAUGUCACAAAGACGGGGAAGACGUCUGAAGGCGCAGCUGCAGACCCAAAGCCAGCUGAGGAGGACAUCCUUUACCAUGUCAAAUAUGAAGACUAUCCAGAGAACGGCGUGAUUCAGCUGCUGGCCAAGGACGUCCGCCCACGUGCCCGAACGGUGUACCAGUGGCACCAGAUAGAGCCGGGGAUGGUCGUUAUGGUCAAUUACAACCCAGAUGAUCCCAAGGAACGUGGAUACUGGUAUGAUGCGGAGAUCCAGAGGAAGCGGGAGACUCGAACCAUACGGGAAGUUUACGCCAAGAUCAUCCUUGGUGAUGCUGGUGACUCUCUCAAUGAUUGCCAAAUCAAGUUCCUGACGGAGAUCUACAAAAUUGAGGAACCUGGUUGUCUUAGCGACACCCCGGCUGGAUCUGAGAGCCCAUUAAAAAGAUCUAACGGACCCGAGUGCAAGCACUGCAAGGAUGACCUCAGCAAAAACUGUCGCUGGUGUAACUGCCACAUCUGCGGCAUCAAGCAGGAUCCUGACAAACAGUUGCUGUGUGACGAAUGUGACAUGGCUUAUCACAUCUACUGUCUGGAUCCUCCACUGACUUCCAUCCCUGAAGACGAGGACUGGUAUUGUCCAGGUUGUCGUAAUGAUGCCAGUGAAGUUGUUCUGGCCGGAGAGAAGCUGAAGGAGAGCAAGAAGAAAGCCAAGAUGGCCUCAGCUAGUUCAUCUAGCCAAAGAGACUGGGGAAAGGGAAUGGCAUGUGUGGGUCGGACAAAGCAGUGCACCAUUGUACCAUCCAAUCACUACGGUCCGAUCCCAGGAGUUCCUGUUGGCUCCCUCUGGAAAUUCAGAGUGCAGGUCAGUGAGGCGGGUGUUCACAGGCCUCAUGUGGCUGGAAUUCAUGGAAGGAGCAAUGAUGGCGCCUAUUCUUUGGUUCUGGCAGGAGGCUAUGAAGAUGAUGUGGACGAUGGAAAUGAAUUCACUUACACUGGCUCUGGAGGGCGCGACCUUUCUGGAAACAAGAGAACAGCUGAACAGUCGUGUGAUCAAACACUCACCCACAUGAACCGAGCUCUGGCCCUGAACUGUAACGUCCCCGUUAAUGACAAACGGGGGGCCGAGUCCAAGAACUGGAAAGAAGGCAAGCCGGUCCGAGUUGUACGGAGCUGCAAAGGACGCAAGCACAGCAAAUACUGCCCUGAGGAGGGAAACCGUUAUGAUGGCAUCUACAAGGUGGUCAAGUACUGGCCAGACAAGGGCAAGUCUGGCUUUUUGGUGUGGCGGUACCUGCUGAAGCGCGAUGAUGAUGAGCCCGCCCCUUGGACCAGAGACGGCAAGGAGCGCAUCAAGAAGCUUGGUCUGGUCAUGCAGUAUCCUGCUGGUUAUCAGAAGGAAAAGGAGAACAAGAACGAAGUAGAGGAGGAACCAACCCCCACCAAGACGAAGAGAAAGAGAAAAUCUCAGGGCAGCGAAUCUGCAAAAUCCUCACCAGCAAAGUCACCUAAAAAGAUCAAGGUGGAAGUCUACAAGCUUUCCCAAGAGCAAAAAAGUCUCAUCAAGAACGACAAGCAAAACAAGAAGUUGUGGGACGAAGCCAUGGAGUCACUUUCCCUUGGACCGAAAUUCUUGAGCAAAGUUGAAGAAGUUUUUCUCUGCAUUUGCUGCCAGGAAGUGGUUUUCCAGCCAAUCACCACAGAGUGCCAACACAAUGUUUGUAAGGAAUGUCUUCAAAGAUCCUUCAAGGCAGAGGUUUAUACCUGCCCGGCCUGCAGACAUGAUCUGGGCAAAAACUACUCCAUGACUGUCAACAAAUGUCUGCAAGACGUUCUAAGUCAGUUUUUCCCAGGAUACAACAACGGGCGAUGAUUGUUGAUUCUUCAUUCUCGGCCCUUAAAGAAACGUGAUGACAAGCGCAUGGACCAUCUUCAAUAGAAGCAAUAAAGAAUCACUUUUUCUUAAUAUAUUUUCUAUGAUUAUAAAACUACAAUGUUUGUGAACGUAAAUGAUGCCAGUUUUGCCAUGUCUUACUUUCACUGAUAAAUUAAAAUUCCAGUUGGGUCUGUGCCAUAGUCUCUUUAGGCCAUUUUUGUUUUGUCCUAUUUACUAAAAUUCUCUCCUUUUUAGCACAUUUAUUUGAACUAUAACCCCCUCCCCCCACUGCGCUUUAUAAAGAUGCAGUUUUGUAUCAAGUUCUGGUUUCAAGUUCUGUCCAUUUUCCGUUUGACCAAAAUGCAUUUUAUAAGCGUCAUGGGUCUAGACAGGAUUCCCGGUCCAAAGUUGCACUAUUGUAAGUUUUCCAUUAAAUCAGAGUUGCACCAAACCUGCGAUUGCAGACGAAACGGACCAGCUCUCGCUUUUGCUGGAUUGACAGAUCUGAGAGGCAGUGUCUUAUUUGGUAGCAGUGUCAUCAGUUUUUGUGUCAUUUGACUUUUCCAUUCUUGCAUUUGGGGGUUCUAAAUGAUCCAUUAAUUUUGAAUUCUUGAUGAAUUUCAAACAAAACCAACUAAAUGGUAUUGGAAAAAGUUAGCUUUGUGGUCCAAAGAAAAUGCUUUACAAUGUAAACAGACCUCACCUAAUUGUAAUUUUUCUGUCUUUUAACAAAAGAUUUGAUCUACUUUGAAAGAAAUUGUUUUGUUUUUGCAUUUUUUUCCUUAAAAUUUCAUUUUCCUGUGCAUUUCUAAAUACUUUAGCUUCUAACUGCAUUUGUCCUUGAAACAUUUGUCUUGGUUUGCUUGAUUAUGACAUAAAAAAACAAGACGUUUCACCACAAUGUUCCUAAAAUGUUGUUUCUGCUGAGUUUAUAUAUUGCCUAUUGCCAGUACAUUUGCUUUUUGUUGAACUUCACCAGCAGUGUUUGUCCCUGUGUAAGCAAUUUUUGUAUAGUGAUGCCAACAACUGUUAGCAUAGACUGGAAAAUUUAUAUUUACUAAACAUUUUCUUUUUUUAAAAUUUUUAGGCUUUUUAGAUUCAUAGGUGGAGAACUCCUUGCUUGUUUGGUGAAGCUUUUUAUCAAUUUUUCAGUGUUAUUCAAUAAAAAAUAAAAAGUUGACUAAA